GUUGCCAUUGCGUGGUGAUCGUAAUGGUGCUAAAUACCAGCUAGAGGUUGACAACUAUACUCCAUUCGGGGAAGUUGGUAAUUUUGUUGAGUCGCUUAAUUUUGGAGUUCGAGCGGGCGACAAAGUCUUAGAAGACCAUUUAACAAAUUGUGGUAAAAAUAGUAGUUAUAUCUCUAAGACUAGCCAAAACAAAAUUAUUGAGUGUUGUG
Messenger RNA from Paramuricea clavata, 209 nucleotides. NCBI's taxonomy places the organism in Eukaryota, Metazoa, Cnidaria, Anthozoa, Malacalcyonacea, Plexauridae. The record is from the annotation of a GenBank genome assembly.